AUGAACUGGAGAAUUUACCUCAGUUUGAAAGAAGAAUCCAACAGGCGUUAUCACCCCAAAGAUGUGGAUAUUCGAAACCACAUGUAUAAGGCAACUGUAAAACAGAUGCUUUCCAAAGUUGAACAGGAAAAUCUUGAGGACAAGAUUAAGGGUAGGAAAGAAGAGAAUCCUGAGGAUCUGUUAUUCUUCAGACCUUGCUCCCUAUCUCCUACAGAAGCUGUUUUUGGAAACACCUCUGACACAGAUAGCAACAUUGAAGCAAAUAUAACCGAAAAACUUUUAUUUGCUCAUCAAACAGCUUGGCAGAGGCAUUUGAUGGGCAGAUACGGAAAUGAAAUCAUGCUUCUAGAUGCCACAUACAAAACAAUGAGAUUCGACCUCCCACUUUUCUUUCUUGUAGUUACAACCAAAGUCAACUACACAGUGGUUGGGUCUUUUACAACCCAAGAUGAUAACCCUUACCGCCCCUGAGCCUAAAUCCGCAAAAACCGACCAAUCACUCCCAACUUCCCAGGACCCAAGAAUGUUUAUCACAUUAUUGGCUUUGAUCUGAUUGGUUU
Molecule: messenger RNA, 560 nt
Organism: Nematostella vectensis (starlet sea anemone)
Lineage: Eukaryota; Metazoa; Cnidaria; Anthozoa; Actiniaria; Edwardsiidae
Exons: 2
Coding region: 1-471 (156 amino acids)
Source: RefSeq, a predicted model, not a curated record